Molecule: messenger RNA, 1807 nt
Organism: Lethenteron reissneri (Far Eastern brook lamprey)
Lineage: Eukaryota; Metazoa; Chordata; Hyperoartia; Petromyzontiformes; Petromyzontidae
Product: myelin protein zero-like protein 1
Cellular component (GO): membrane
Source: RefSeq, a predicted model, not a curated record
CGAACCCGGCGACAGGAGAUGGGUUCCCGCUCACGGCCAACACCGCCGGUCACGAUCAUCUGAACCGGUCCCGGGCCUCCCCUAGGUCAACUCAGCCUCCAAUGAGCACCUCCAGCGAAUUCCUGUUCUACGUUCGUCAAGAAAUGGCCCUGAUAUCUACACUUGGAAGAACAACAACAAUGUUCAUGAUAAAAAUAGCAUUAUUUGGAAUGAUGCUCGCUGGCAGUGCGGGGGUUGGGAACGGCUUGGAGUCCGAAGCGCAGCGCCAAGAGCUGAUGGUCGUCACCCCAGAGAAAAUGAACGCUGUAGCAGGCAGCACGAUUCUCCUACCCUGCUCCUACACCUGUACAAUCAGCGGCGUUACUCACACACUGGCGGAGUGGUUGAGGAUCAUAGAUGGACGUGAAGAAACGAUUUAUAAAUUCCCCAAUGGAGAUAUCAGCUCCUGGCCUUUACAGACGUCCUGGAUGGGUGAUGCGACCAAGUGUGACGCCUCCAUCAAUGUCAGCAACAUCAAGAUUCAAAACUCUGGGCGAUAUGGCUGUAAGGUCACUGUUUAUCCACAAAACAAGCACGACAUUGGGUAUCUACAGCUAAUUGUCAACAGUCCAUCAGAACUCGUGGUUGUGACCCCAGAGAAAAUGAACGCAAUGGCAGGCACGACAUUUAUUCUGCCCUGCUCCUACACCUGUACAAUCAGCGGCAUUACCCACAUGCUGGUGGAGUGGUUAAGCAUCAUAGACGGGCGUGAAGAGAGGGUUUAUAAACACACCGAUGGAGAGAGCAGCCACUGGCCUUUACAGGCCACCUGGGUGGGUAAUGUGUCCAAGUGCGACGCCUCCAUCACCGUCAGCAAUUUGCAAACAAACGACUCUGGGCGAUAUCGCUGUGAGGUGACGGUGUACCCACAAAAGAUGGAAGACAUUGGGUAUCUAGAGCUGAAUGUCCAACCACGAGCAGACCUGGCGGUUGUCACACCGGAUGCAAAGGACGCCACAGUGGGCAGCACGGCUCUCCUGCCCUGCUCUUACACCUGCAACAUCACGGGUAUUAGACAGACGCUGGUGGAGUGGUUCAGGACCAUAGACGGACACGAUGAGAAGGUGUAUAAGAUCAUAUCCAGAAAGAGAAGCCUCAGGCCUUUGCAGGUGACGUGGGUGGGUGAUGAGUCCACGUGUAAUGUCUCCAUCACCAUCAGCGACAUCCAGACCCACGACGCCGGGCAAUAUCGCUGUGAGGUCACAGUUUCCCGAUACGACAAGCCAAACAUGCAAGACAUCGGGUAUCUGCAGCUGAACGUUCACAAUGAACCAGGUUUGCAUUAUGUCAUCCAUGUAUCUAUUUAACACCGACUGCUUUAUCAUUCUCGCUAAGCGAAAAUUCUAAUUCUCUCCAUUGUCCAGAUUUACCACGAAAAUUCACUCUGUUGGCACAGCCAUGAAAGGUCUUUGUCACAUCCUGUAGUAUAAGAAACUCGACUAUUUGCUGAGUUGUCUACGUGAGCCAAUGAUAGGCGAGAAAGGAGAGAGACAGCGGUGCAGGGGAGCUGUCCGGCCUGCAGCCCAGCGACACCGUCGCUGCCCACCUCCCCCAAGCCCCCAGCACGCCGACGAAAGGGGGGGGGAGACCCUCACCCCAGCAAGAGUCUGAUCGCAGGCCACUCACCGUCACGGCCAUCGUGAUGCUUCAGGAUGGCCGUGGACCCGACGGCCGCAUGGCCCGGUGACAGAGCCGCCCGACGCAGGCAUCGGAGAGAACUACGCCGCGUGGGUGCGGUUUCCCGCAAACAGCCACUGGCAGCAAGAUC